AUGAGUGGUGGCGUUGCCGCACUCGAUGGGAAUGUUGUCCUGCCAGAAAUUGUCCUUUUGCUGAUGUUAGACUGCUCGGUAAUUGGGCCUGAUCAGAAUGAAUUGCGACAUGCAUAUGAGUUCCGUCGUCCACGUCGUCACCGACAUCGAGAGCAUCGUUCUCCACGGUGUCGAGGAGCACAGCGUACGCAAGCUGCUCACCGAGAGCUAAACCUCUCCACCUGCACUCUUGCGCUCUUUGCGUCCUCACCGCUGACCUUCUUUCCUCAUGUCCUCCUGGUCUGCCUCGCACGCGCCUUCGCACAGGAGUGA
Molecule: messenger RNA, 312 nt
Organism: Fomitiporia mediterranea MF3/22
Lineage: Eukaryota; Fungi; Basidiomycota; Agaricomycetes; Hymenochaetales; Hymenochaetaceae
Exons: 3
Coding region: 1-312 (103 amino acids)
Source: RefSeq, a predicted model, not a curated record